AUGUCACUGCUGCAAGCUGUCACCUUCCUCUCCUUCUGGGCUGUUGGACUUGGAUUGUCAAAGGUGGAGCAGUCUGAAAUAUCGGUUUCUAAAGAAAUAAAGAAAAGUGUUAGCAUAAAUUGCAAGAUAUCCAGCACAAGUUUUGAUACUGAAGUCAUUCACUGGUACUGGAAGAAACCAAAUAAGACUGUGGAGCAUCUGAUUCAAGUUACUUCAACAAAGUCCCCAGCUCGAGGUUCCUUGAAUGGAAAGGACAACAAAAUUGAGGCAAAAAAGUAUUCUCAAACUUCGUCUUCAGUCCUUACCAUAUUUUCCAUAGAAAAAGAAGACGCAGCCAUGUACUACUGUGCCGGGUGGUCCACAGGUGAAGGUACAAAGCUCAUAGUUUCUCCCUCUGAUAAAAGCUCUGAUGUAGACAUUUCCCCCAAGCCCACAAUUUUUCUUCCUUCUGUUGCUGAAAUAAAUUUCCAUAAGGCUGGGACCCAUCUUUGUCUUCUUGAGAACUUUUUCCCUGAUGUUAUUAAGGUAUUUUGGAAAGAAAAGGAUGGUGAUGGGAUUCUGGAAGACCAGCAGGGAAACACUGUGAAGACUGAUGACACAUACAUGAAGAUGAGCUGGCUAACUGUGACUGGAGAGUCAAKGGAUAAAGAGCACAGGUGUAUCGUCAAACACGAGAAUAAUAAAGGWGGRGUUGAUCAAGAGAUUCUCUUUCCUGCGAUAAAKAAAGGCAGUCAAACAUCUUCCAGUUUGGAARGGAGAAUGAUGUCAGUCACAAGUUCACCUGGGUCAUAUGUGGUAAUCACUUGUGAUUUAUCAWGUACCUACAUCCACUGGUAUCAAUUCAAAGAAGGGCUAACCCCACGACGCCUUCUCUACUAUGAUUUUGUAAAUUCCAAAGUUGUACGGGAUUCAGAAAGCACUUUGGUAAAAUAUGAUGCUUAUAAAGGCACAGAUGGGAGAUGUAAAUUAGCAAUACGAAAUGUGGAGGAAAGUGACGRUGCUGUCUAUUACUGUGCCUACUGGACUAGCACAGUGGUUCAGACCUGCCUUUAUCUAUAYUCAAAAGGUUGCUAUGUCUGCACCUUGGUACACAAUUAG
Messenger RNA from Urocitellus parryii (Arctic ground squirrel), 1098 nucleotides. The record is from RefSeq and is a predicted model, not a curated record. NCBI's taxonomy places the organism in Eukaryota, Metazoa, Chordata, Mammalia, Rodentia, Sciuridae.